Messenger RNA from Hyaena hyaena (striped hyena), 8233 nucleotides. RefSeq names its product U2AF homology motif kinase 1 (gene UHMK1). Gene Ontology annotation, molecular function: ATP binding; ribonucleoprotein complex binding; protein serine/threonine kinase activity. Gene Ontology annotation, cellular component: neuronal ribonucleoprotein granule; nucleus. Bases 174 to 1433 code for a protein of 419 amino acids. The record is from RefSeq and is a predicted model, not a curated record. NCBI's taxonomy places the organism in Eukaryota, Metazoa, Chordata, Mammalia, Carnivora, Hyaenidae. The transcript has 8 exons. Gene Ontology annotation, biological process: positive regulation of translational initiation; peptidyl-serine phosphorylation; regulation of protein export from nucleus.
GCGCUCUCGGUUUCCGGUGUCAUGGCGGCUUGAGGUCUCAGCAGUCGGCGAGGCGGCGGCAGGCCCCUCCCUGCGGAGCCGCUGGUCCGGCAGGCGGGGAUGUGACCGCGGGCCCUGCCGGCCUGCCCCGGGCGUCGCCUCAGCUCCCGUGCCAGCGCCCUCCGUCCGCACCGAUGGCGGGGUCCGGCUGCGCGUGGGGCGCGGAGCCGCCGCGGUUUCUGGAAGCCUUCGGGCGGCUGUGGCAGGUACAGAGCCGCCUGGGGAGCGGCUCCUCGGCCUCGGUGUAUCGGGUGCGCUGCUGCGGCACCCCCGGCUCGCCCCCCGGCGCCCUCAAGCAGUUCCUGCCGCCGGGAACCACCGGCGCUGCGGCCUCGGCCGCCGAGUACGGUUUCCGCAAAGAGAGGGCGGCGCUGGAGCAGCUGCAGGGUCACAGGAACAUCGUGACUUUGUACGGGGUCUUUACAAUCCACUUCUCUCCAAAUGUGCCCUCACGCUGUCUGCUGCUCGAACUCCUGGAUGUCAGCGUCUCGGAAUUGCUUCUGUAUUCCAGUCAUCAGGGCUGCUCUAUGUGGAUGAUACAGCACUGUGCCAGGGAUGUCCUGGAGGCCCUGGCUUUUCUCCAUCACGAGGGGUAUGUCCACGCAGACCUCAAACCACGCAACAUACUGUGGAGCGCAGAGAAUGAAUGUUUUAAACUCAUUGACUUUGGACUUAGCUUCAAAGAAGGCAAUCAGGACGUGAAGUAUAUUCAGACGGACGGGUACCGGGCCCCAGAAGCAGAGCUGCAGAACUGCUUGGCCCAGGCCGGCCUGCAGAGCGACACGGAGUGCACCUCAGCCGUGGACCUCUGGAGCCUCGGAAUCAUUUUACUGGAAAUGUUCUCAGGAAUGAAACUGAAACACACAGUCAGAUCUCAGGAAUGGAAGGCAAACAGUUCUGCUAUUAUUGAUCACAUAUUUGCCAGUAAAGCAGUGGUGAAUGCCGCAAUUCCAGCCUAUCACCUAAGAGACCUUAUCAAAAGCAUGCUCCAUGACGACCCGGGCAGAAGAAUCCCGGCUGAGAUGGCAUUGUGCAGUCCGUUCUUCAGCAUUCCUUUCGCCCCUCAUAUUGAAGAUCUGGUGAUGCUCCCCACUCCAGUGCUGAGACUCCUGAAUGUGCUGGACGAUGACUAUCUCGAGAACGAAGAGGAAUAUGAAGAUGUUGUAGAAGAUGUGAAAGAGGAGUGUCAAAAAUACGGACCAGUGGUAUCUCUCCUAGUUCCAAAGGAAAAUCCUGGCAGGGGACAAGUCUUCGUGGAGUAUGCAAACGCCGGUGAUUCCAAAGCUGCUCAGAAAUUACUGACCGGACGGAUGUUUGACGGGAAGUUUGUUGUGGCUACGUUCUACCCGCUGAGUGCCUACAAGAGGGGAUAUCUGUACCAAACUCUGCUUUAAUCAGUAACCUGAGGACUCUUUCCUGUUCCUCCUCCAUCUCCCAGAUCAUUGUAUUCUACAUCUGAACGUGGAAGUACCCCCUUACCAUUUUAAGGGAAUACUUUCUACGUUUAUUUAAUCCUGCUAGCGUGCAGCCAUUGCCCAAGCAGUGACUGCCGUGCACACAUUUGGCACUGAGUAGGGCGAGGCCUCUCAGCUGUACAUUGAGGGGCUUUAGAGCAUCCAUACGGGCAGACUUUUUCUGUGCAGUAGGCCAAGUGCUGCUCUUCAGUAUGUAACCUAAAAAGAUACUAAUUAUUUCACGUGAUCAUGAAGCCAGGGUGAAUGAUACCACGUCAUAGUGAAUAUUGACAGCUGUGUUAGAGUUGGCGACAUUGCUCAAAGAUGAUUCCUUUGUGUUGUCAGGUGGUUCUUCCUCAUCACCUAUACUCCCAGCCGGCACCGGGUGCUCCCAGUAACUGUUAAGUAAUUGUCCAGCAGCAAUUACCUACUGUGUUCUUAACACUGAGUUAUGAAUUUUUUUUAAAGGAGUACUGUAGUACUGAAUAUUCCUUUAAAGAAACUGCAGUGAGCCUAUCUACUUUUAUUUUUUUUCUUAAUUAAGGCUUUUAAAAUAGAAAGCUGAUGCUUGAUCUUGCACAAUUUUUAUGUCUAGUAUGUAUGCUUGAGCGCGUGUGCAGGUGUGAAAGAUGAGAUUUGAGUCGGCGUGCUUUCUAGCGUGAAUCUUGUGAGCUGAUACAGUCUGUACCUAUCUCUUUCCUAGCUGUUCCACGUCUGCAGGAUUAGGAUACGUGUGUUUUGAGAGUCGACCUGUGUUUAUCUGAUGGAACGCGAUUUCAUAGAAUGUAAAUGAGAAAUAGUUCAUUCCUGAGAGGCUCAAAAUAUAUGAGUCUAGACCGGAUUAAACUGAAACUCUCUUAACUUGUAACGAAGCAGAAGUUUUGCUACACGUAUAUUGCCCCAGCCUCCAGUCUCCUUUAGAACCUGUAUUAGCUCAGUCUUUUCUGUACUGAAUCUCCUGUGAUCAUUGGAAGGUUUCUUGAGAUCGAGUUCAGUUUACUCUGAUGGAAAUUGAAGUGGGUCAGAAAGAAAGAAUUCGACGUUCAGUGAAGGGAAAGGAAGAAAAACAACUAGGCGAAGGGAGAGUGGGUAAUCCAGAACUCCUGUUUUCCUUCCUCUCUUUCUCUGUCACCGCCCUCCCUCUACUGCUUUUCCUGUUCACUCAUUCUCUGCCCGGCGUAGCCGAAGGAAAGCACGAGGGGCAGCCUCCCAGACGUUCUGGCUCUUGACUGUGGGGACGUUAGGAAAGGCAUGGCUCUAAUAACAUGGAGGGAGGAAGGAAGAAAAUAAAAGAAUUCAUAAAAGGGUUUACAGCAAUCCGAUGUGUCCCUGAGCCCAGGAUGCUAGUGCGCACGCGUUCAUGGCCGUGGGUUGAUUACGUGGUUUUAGGAGUUGUAAUCAUGGAGUCCUCCCACGUCAUGGUUGAUUGACUUAAAGGUUUGAAACUUAGGGAAUCUUUAUAAAGCACUGAUUGUACAAAAAAAAGUUAUAUACAGGUUAUGAAUUUGUUUCUUGUUUCCUUAACUAAAUAAAUUUAAAAUUUUUUUCCUAAGGAAAAAGCCUUUAAUACCUUUCCCUUCUUGGAAGCCGCCUCGUACAGUCCUUGUGUGUUAUUGAGAGCCCAGCCAAGAACUUGCAUUUUAGAGGAUGGGUGGUUUUACCCUGUUCAGACACUUGCUAUUUGGCAUUUGAGUUAUUUACAAUUUUCAUAUUAUCUGGGACUCUCCCUUAAUGUUUAUUAUGAAGCCAAAUUUGGUAUAAGGAGGCGGAGUUAUGAAUUGCCCCAGUGCCUCAUGGCAUGAUCCCCAAGGGAAGAUUAAAUUAGAAGGGUCUUGUAUGUGCCCUUAGAAGCAAGAUCUGUUAUUUUUCAUUUGGGCCAUCUCAGAAAAUGAUUAGCUGGGUUGUUUUCAAAUAAAAAUUCAAGAGUAUAACCAGUACUCUGGAAACCUAAACUUUCCUAGAGGGUAAAUGCUUACGUGGAUAGUGGCUUCCAUGGUGGUGAAAAGCGCCGGGUCCUCCUGUACAUACUGGUGAACACGGGAUACAGAGGAAUUCUUUUCUUAAAGGGCAGGCAUCCCAGGUUGGCUGCGUACCUUUCUCAUCCACCCUUCACCCUCACAAAGAAGAAACCCUUACGAAUAAACUGCAGGUAGGCUCCUAAGCUUUGUGAUGCCGUAUGCUGCUAGCAGCUCAGUGCUGAAUUCCACGGCAUUCUUUGUCUUCUUCUUGCUGACAUAUUCCUACCUAUGUGUAGUAUUUAACACUGUAGAAUUCUAUUACAGAAGGUCCUACCUAGAUCUUAAGGGGGCUGAGGACUAACUGAUGAGCCUAAGUACCUUGCAUUGAAUUAAAUAUUUUAUAUUAAAGCCACGAAGUUGAAAAAAGAUGCCUCCUGUGAUUUAAAUUGUGAUUUUAUAGCUUUUAGCCCAUUACUACCAAAGAUGACGUUUGCAGAUUCUCCAUCCCUCCUCUGAUACUAUAAGAAGUUUAAUCUUACUGUCUUUCUCAAACCUGAACCAAAUAUAAUCAAAAGAUGCAAUUUUUAUGAUACUUUUAGGAUGAAAUAUAUAUACAGAGAUUUUGAUUCCUUGAAGUCAUUGAAAACCUAGGAAUUUUUCUUUUGAGAGGUAGGGUAAAGAGGUGAGGCUUUUUGUCACUUAAACCUUACUCUUUGGGACAAAUUUUAUCUCAGGUAGUUUUUCUUCCCCUAAGUUAAUAUCUGUGCUUCCUUACCUGUUGCCUUCCCAUUUUCUCAUUAUUCUAUGGUAUUGUCAUGAUGCAUUUUUGGCCCAGAAAAGACCUAUUAACUUAUUAUUCUGUAGGAAACCUUUGGUUCUUUAGAAACAUUUGCGGGAGGUGGCCAGGUAGCCACUUGCAGAACUUGAAUGCUGCUUUUCUAGGAGAUCAGGUGGAGUUGGACACCUCAGUAAAAGAUAAUUGGCUGCAUUUUAAAGGAUGAUAAAACAGCCCCCCUCUUGAGAUAAGAGAUUGCACUUACUACCGCUGGAUGUCUUCCCUUUUUUGUGGCUGGCUGUAUAGCAAGUCUGUAGAGAAGUUCCCUCUCUGGUAUGCCUUGAGCCCAAACUGGCUACUUUUAGAACAAAAACCAUAAAUACAGUCUUACUCAUCCUUUCCCUUGUUUUCAUUGAGACAAGUAUUGCCUUCCGUUUGGUACUCCAGCUGCUCAGGCGUGCUAAGGUAUGUUACAUUAACCUUUAAAGAAAAAAAAAUCCUUGAAUUCUUAUUUUACUUGCCUUCUAGAUUCACGUUCCGUCUCCUGAUAUCUUAACUUCUGAGCGGGUCUGGGGUAAGGAGAGCUCGCUGCCAGAAGCCGCACUGCCAGGUGGAGGGAGUCAGAGAGAAACUCGGGGCAUGAGGCUUGUUUCUGCUCUGUUGCGCUGGGCUUCCAGCCCUCUCAGGGCGCCAGUUACCCUUCUGGAUUAACCGUAGUGGGCCUGGCACCUUUGGGUGUAUCCAUCAGACGCAGGGACCUCCUGCUUGGUCCUCAUUUUUCUUCUUCGGUCUUGUGCUCUGAGUUUACUAGGCCUGUCUUACACCGCUUCUACCAUCCGUCUCACUCAGCAGAGUGACAUUUCAGUUGUCAUCUAUUAGGAAAAUCAGCACCAGAGUCACUCAUGGUAAUUACAGUAACAUAGUCACCGGGUGAGGGCCUGGGAGAGACACUGGGUGACUCUGCGUUUCACUAGAGUUUUCUGCAAGGGUGCAUGCUAGGUGGCUUCAUUCAGGUUAGGGUACAGAUGGAAUCGUAUCGUGACUAAAUUUCAGUCUGGUGGAUGUGUAGACAGUCAAAGAUUUAAGCAAGUGCCUUGUGUUUCCUGGAAAAUGUUAAAACUCAUUUGGGUGACAGCUCCCAGAUGAUGGUAAUUUCUCGCAUCUCUGCCUUUUCCGUGCAAGAGCUUUCGGAUGGAGUCACAUAGUACAAAAGUCCAGAGUUUCCUUGGUUUACCUUUUUACGUAUGUGUGAAACUAUUCGUUAUUUGAUUCCCCCCACCCCCCAAUAUCCCAUAUGAUGGAAAGCCAGAGUUAUCUGUCAGAAUCUAAUUCUUCCUGGGACCUAGUUCCAUUUUUAAUACUAGGUUCCUUCUUCAAAUCUUAACUACUCUGACUCUCUGAUAUAAUUUAUUUAUUUCUUGGCAAGUGUGGUCACAUGCACACCAGCUUUUGGUCAUGAUUAGCUCAAAAGAAUUUCCAUUUCUUCUUGAGGUGCUCCACGCAUCACCUUUACUUGAGAUGGCGAUCUUUCCAAGGUAGUGUUACUCGUAAGCUUUCUUCAUGGAAAAGAAGAUGUCGAGUCUCCAUAAUGUGGAACUCCUCUGAAUCGCUUGGGGUGUAUUUGGAUAAGUUACUUUUUCUUAGUUACAGGGGAAAGGGUGUAGUUCUGUUAUCAGAGUACCCGGAAAUUUAGAGAAUUUGUUUUGUUUAAGAUUAGCUGCUUCCCCACCUGAGCCCGCAGGACGCCGUGAUUUGUUCUCUUAGCCACCUCUCCCACCUCAAUGUUUUUCACCGUUGUUUGCACUUGUAGGGUGGUCAGCUGAUUGACACAGUGGCAUGUAAUCAACAGGUACUAUGGCUAUUUAAGGAGGUAAACAGUUUUAACUAUUUUUGCUGCAAUUUUUUAGGAGAAAUGGGCUACAAAAGAAAUAUCUAUAAAGUCUAUAAACCAGAGAGCAUUUAGGAAAUUGUAUAUUUUAUAGGUGGUAAUCAAGGUGAUCUUCAGGAUAUAAGAUAGAGUUUAUACAACUUUUGUUUUCCUGAUGUAAAGUUUUUAUUCAUCUUGCUACAUACAGCUCAGCACUUUUGUUGUUCCUUAUAUUGCUUAUGAGGAUUAAUGUUUUAAAUUUGCCCUAUUUGUGCUUUUCAGAGAGUUGUCGUAAUCAUGCAGUUGUGUUUAUAUCCCCAUAUGUGCUGGGAUUCGUGGGAGAAACGGAUCAGAUGACUGCCCGAGUGUUGUUUCCCAUUCGCCAUGGUACCCUGAAGGAAACUGGUGUGUGUUUUAUGUCCUGGGUUCACAGUACUUUCAUUUAGAGGCAAGAGAGGCAUUCUGUCAUACUUGCCUACCCAGUCGCUCAUCUUUGUCGUGCAGAGAAGAGCUUAUUCUGUUAGACUCAUGACUGCCAGCAUGAGGAUUCUGUCUGGUCACUUCCCCGCACCGUGUGCGGUUCCCGCCCUCCUGGGCUCCCCUCCUGACUCGUGAAGUCAGGAGUGUGUUAAAAGCAGACGUGGUGAGGUGUCCUAAGUCACACGUACAGACACAGAAUCUCUUCAGCUAUUGGAAUUCUGUAUUGCCGUGUUAUUUGUUAGCGUGAAAUCUGCCGAAUGUAAGAGCAAAGAAGGGAAAGAAAAGAAGGAAAAUAGGUGAGGGGAGGAAAAUGGCUUCCUUACUGGUGUUAGGAAUCUCCCACGUAGCUCGUGAUCUGGAAGUGACCAUUUCUUUGAAAAAUCCAGCUGUGGCGCCCGUAGUGUAGAAUGGAACCUUGCCUUUCCCACACGUUCCUCACCAUUGGCUCCCCAGAAAAUUGUUUUUAGAGGUCAUAAAACCAGAUUAAAGAUCCAUAUUCUGUUUGGCUUAAUUUUUAAAAACAGAUAUUUAAACUCCAGUUUUUGUGCAUCUGGUAUAGAUCAAGGAUGUAGGAAAGGAUCAGAAAGAACCUGGGGAUUAGCCCUCUCCACAUUUCCCUUUGCACAUUGGGUACAGUGGCUGUUAGUAUGCACCGACUGCAACGUUCUAGCACCUUAUGGAAGUAAGUAGUGAUUAUUUAUUAUAAUUAAAAAAAAAAGUUAAGCUGCAUCUCUGUAGAAUAUUUACUUUGCAGAAUGGGAAGCUGUUGUGUCUUUUCCAGCGGGAUUUACUCUUUCACUCUUAAGUCUUUAUUGAGAAAACCUUAAAUGGUUGAACAUUCCUUUACAUCUUCUUACCAGUGUCAAAUGUGGGGCAGAAGGGAUAUAUUUUUCCCCCAAAGGGCUCCAUCUUUGUUACCUUCUGAUCACUCUUAGAAAUCCAGUCAUGAUCAAUAGAUUUUAACAGUUGAUGGCUUCCUGGAUCAGCACUAGAGUGGUUGGUUUUGAAGAUUAAAAUCUACUACUCCUUUCCGUCAGAAAUCUGCACUUGCUGUGUUUUUGGUAAGAAGGUGUGGUUGGACAGAACGGGAAAGAUCACUCAAACCAAAGCCAGUUAUGAGGAGGAUUCUCUCCCGUUGGGUCACCUCCACCUCAGAACUACCAGGACCUUACAGUACGCGGGUGUAGACAGCCUGUGACACUUCUACCAGGUUUUCAGUAGCAUCUUGGUCUUGGCAUUUCCUGGCACUUUGGUUCUCUGUCCUUGGUGACGUCUUAUUGUUUGUGAGUUUUUCUUGGUUGUUUUGUUUUGUUUUGUUUUUAAAUAACUACCGGGACUAUAAAUGUAGAUGUGUAUCAGUACUGAGAAGUCCUUUUCUGAAAUCCCUGAAUUCCUGAUUCCUACUCAAGUCUUUUAAACUUGUUUUUUUUUCUUGCUAAGUAGCAAAGAACUUUUCUUUUUCACUUUCCUGUGUACCUAAAGAGUAUGGACGCUGCGUUUCAACGGACCGUAUUGCGUAUAGUUUUUUGCUGAAAACUUUUUCUGUAAACACAACUGCCUUGUUCAGUUUUGUUGUGAACCGACUCGCCGUAAGCUGCACUGUUGGUGUGCUUUCCGGUGUGCGUUUGAUAAGGCUGAUAAAAUAAAGCUGAAAAGUCAA